Messenger RNA from Guillardia theta CCMP2712, 777 nucleotides. RefSeq lists its product as hypothetical. NCBI's taxonomy places the organism in Eukaryota, Cryptophyceae, Pyrenomonadales, Geminigeraceae. The transcript is spliced from 10 exons. The coding region runs from base 1 to 777 and encodes 258 amino acids. The record is from RefSeq and is a predicted model, not a curated record.
AUGUUUUUAGUUGUGAUUUCUUGGAAGGAUGGCAGGCGUUUCAUCUGGAAGCAAGGCGCAAGCGUUAACGUGAGCCUUUGCGCACGCGGAAGGUGGAAAUUUGAGCUUAUUUACACUUUCCAUGGCUGCUUGCAUUACACAUGCAGCUCUGGAGUAUCCAACGUCGGUCCAUCUCUGCGACCAAAGACGAAUCCGAAGUUCGGAAAGUACCUUGGCUCCUUCCCGGAAGUGUGGAGCUGCGAGCAUGCGUGUAUGGCGGAUGGUCGGCCUGUAUCAAUCAAAGUAUCAAGAAGGGCGGCAAGUGCUGGAGCUACACGUUUAUGGUUGACAGCGCUGAUACUAAAUCCGCAAAAGGACAUUGCUAUGGAAACUUUGCUCCUGUGUGGGAUCCAAUUGAGUACAACAAGUGUGUGCAGGAACGAGACCCGCACCUUGUUUAAAUCUUCCACCAGGCCUGGCAUUAAGCUAGGAGAGUUCCUCCUCAACCUCAGAGACUCUGUCAAAGCCUGGCCCAUCAUCGUUGGGUGCUAUAUUGUCCGCAAUGAUGGCAAGUACUUCACGGCAAGCAAUGUCUGGGCGUUUCUUUCACUUCUCGCUGUCAGCUGGCCCCUAGUCUUUCUGUUUGUCAAGAAAGAGCAUGGAGAAACAAGUGACACGAACGGUGCCCGCAUCAAGCUUGGAUCACAGCUUAACGCUAAGCAGAACAAAGGUAGAGUGAUGGAAUUGGAGAAAUUUUUCCGUUUUGACUGGGUUGAUGCUGCGAAGAAGACCAAGUAG